AGAUUGUCUAAGCAAGGUAGUUCUGUUAAUCAUGUGUUGAAAGGAGAAACAGGAGAUCGUCCGCCGUUCAACUCAAGAUGCCUCGUGCCUCGCGCGCUUCGGCUGCAGCCAAGGUGAGGAUGAGGACGAUUCUUCCGAUGGCAACGACUCUGGCUAGAGGCUUCCUCCCUGUGCGUGGCACUGGAGCUCGUUACCGUGUCAAGCCUUGGCCUGUCUCUGCCCACACCGGGAAGUUCAACCGAUUGGAUCUCCCUCCUGAGUCUCCAGAUAAGCAGUUUGUGCUGUUUGUGGGCGACUCGCAUCUGCGUGCGUUGGUUGACCGUUACGUGAGGAUGCCAGACGGUUGCCUUUCGUUUGGGUUCCUGUCUACGCCUGGGGCGUCUGCCGCUGAGCUCCGCACUGAGUUGCUGAACGCCGACAUCCCCAGAACCCCCGACAUCGUUUGCUUGCUGGCUCCGAGCAACAACCUCACGGCGACGCCCGGCAUCGAAGCGGCUGGAGUUGCCUUCGAUGGACUUCUGAGAGCUGCCCGCAGUCGAUGGCCUAAGGUGUUUGUGCUCGAUUUCCCUCCCCGGCUGGCGAGUGAAUUGGCACCGCAACAAUUCCUUCGAGAGGAGUUUCGUCGCGUUGCAGCAAAGAACGGUGUAGAGUACUGCGUCACAGCUGACCGCUUUCCGCUGGACUCGCGUGCCUUGUGGAGUCGUGAUGGGAUCCACCUGAGUGACGAUCUGGGGAUGCCGCUUCUCGCGAAGCUUCUGUGGCACUUCUCCUUUCGGCAGCUACAGUCACCUCUGCCUGCUACACCUCCGCCUGUGUCUCCUCCCAAGUCACCCCCGACUGUUUCACGUCCACGUCCCCUUGACCCCUUCAAGGAAACUGUCGUCGGACGUCGCGGAAAGCGCAGCCAACCUGAGUCCUGGGAUGCGCCUGAGGACUGGGAUCAGUCUUCCGUGCGAAUCCUUCCUCAUGAGGUUUGUGUGCCUCCUCUGGUCCUGAGGGAGUGCUUUGUCGUGCUAAACCCUAUCCGGUUUAGCACUGACAAGUUGGCUGCAAUGGAUCGCAUUGUUCCAUCCAACCUUGACGUCCCCAUGGGGAAUCGCUCAAAGAAACGGAAGGUGGCACAUGGAACCACGGCUGUGGUCUCCAAAGGAAAGAAGGCCCGCCUUGAGGCACUUCAAACUCCAGCAAGGAUUGCCAAACCUUCGAAGCUGGUACCUCCCCCUCGACCUGUGCCAGAAGCUGCUGUACCAGCCACUCUGGAGGGCGUACCUCCUCCUCCACCUGUUCCAGAAGCUGCUGUACCAGCCACUCUGGAGGGCAGCGUCUUUGUGCCUUCGAGCAAGUUUGCUCAACCGGAGGGGGGUGACCAGACUCUGUGUGUUGAUGAGUGGCCGUUCCUUCAAACAGAGUUUUGUGAGAAGGUGAACCAGCCAACUGCUCGGGUUGUCUCUGGACAGAGAAAACAAGAGGAGCCAACACCUUGGGGGCCAAAAGUUGUGAUGGCCCAGGCUGAUAAACCAACAGCUAAUGAGACCAGCUUCUUGGGAUGUUCAACCAAGAUGACACACAUUGAGGACCAUGAGCCGUUUGAACCAGCACCUGAGGUCACUGCGAGCAGUCAGCAGCAGAGCCCGCCUGAGGACAAUGGCCAGCUUGAAGAUCGUCAUGUAACACUUGGCAAUCAGAAGGUACUUAUUUUUAACAUGUUAUUCCCUGUUCCUUGUGAGUUUUCCUGCCAUUUAUUAGAUCUUGGAAAUUAGUUAAAGUAAUGUUAAUAUCAUGUACAAUUCCGUUUUCCCAUUAUACACAGCCAUGAACUACAGCUGAUUGAUUCCUAGCCUUUUUUAUGAAUUCCUUGUUAAUUUCGAUAUAAACUAUUGGUUACACUCCUUUUUGA
Gadus chalcogrammus (walleye pollock) is the source of this 1897-nucleotide messenger RNA. RefSeq lists its product as uncharacterized. The record is from RefSeq and is a predicted model, not a curated record. The transcript is spliced from 16 exons. Bases 78 to 1760 code for a protein of 560 amino acids. Lineage: Eukaryota; Metazoa; Chordata; Actinopteri; Gadiformes; Gadidae.